ACAGUUGCUAGGAAACGAGUUUUGUCCAUGUUGCCGAGGCGAAUGGAAGAUUAAAGUUGCUAGCAGGAAUGCUAUUUAAUUUAUUAACAGACCCUUAACAUAUUUCUCACGAGGUUUCGAAUGUACGCCGUGUGAUGGUGAAGUUGAGGGCAAGAUGUCUGCUUCUCGGCGAUGCAGCAGUGGGGAAAAGUUCCCUUUCUCACAUCUUCUACAAUGACGGAUCUCUGUUCCAGAAGAACUAUAGCUUGACAACGGGAGUGGAGCUAGUGAUGAAAUGUAUCAACAUACCAGAGACCAACGACUCUGUGGAGCUCUAUAUCUUAGACUCGGCGGGGAAGGAGACGCUAGUGGAGGGCUGCGAGAAAAUGGUCAGAAGCUGCUCUGGGUUCCUCUGUUUCCAUUUGCAUGAAACUAACAAGUGGGGGGAGCCAUCUUUGCUGUGUCUGGUGUUCGAUUUGACCAAUGAGCAGUCUUUUGCUAACUGCACAUGUUGGAUGGAAAGAGUCCAGGCCCACUGCAAAGGCCUCCGUGUGCCAGGUGUUCUCGUGGGCAACAAGUCGGAUCUGUCAGCUAGAAGGGAAGUGCAGGCGUCCGUGGCCGAGGAGUGGGCCCAAAGCAAGGGGCUGGAGUACCACGAGACAUCAGCUAAAGAGAUGGUCCGCUGCGACGCCCCCCUCCUCAGCUUAGCGCAGUCCUUCUAUUCUCUCUACCAGGAGCAGCGUGAGAUCAUGCAGAACCUCGGGCCGGGCUAGACUCCUCGUCCUUCACCACAGAGCUUACAGCAGUUCGAGACGAACCACUGCGAACGAAUCGCUGUGGAAAAUAGAAUUUUCUGACAAGGAUACUGAAAGGCUUUCUGAUUGUUUUGGUUUUAAAUAAAGGACUAAAUGAGGAGCAA
Poeciliopsis prolifica (blackstripe livebearer) is the source of this 898-nucleotide messenger RNA. RefSeq names its product intraflagellar transport 27 homolog (Chlamydomonas) (gene ift27). NCBI's taxonomy places the organism in Eukaryota, Metazoa, Chordata, Actinopteri, Cyprinodontiformes, Poeciliidae. The coding region runs from base 135 to 752 and encodes 205 amino acids. Gene Ontology annotation, cellular component: Golgi apparatus. The transcript is spliced from 7 exons. The record is from RefSeq and is a predicted model, not a curated record. Gene Ontology annotation, molecular function: GTPase activity; GTP binding.